Durotheca rogersii is the source of this 3849-nucleotide messenger RNA. RefSeq lists its product as uncharacterized. The record is from RefSeq and is a predicted model, not a curated record. Lineage: Eukaryota; Fungi; Ascomycota; Sordariomycetes; Xylariales; Xylariaceae. The coding region runs from base 183 to 3701 and encodes 1172 amino acids. The transcript has 3 exons. Gene Ontology annotation, molecular function: protein binding.
GAAUCAAUUUUCCACCCUUUCUAUUGUUUUGCACCCUCUUGGGGAUUUUUCCCCUUCCUCUCAUCUCUUGUUUUGUUCUUCCCCCCCCUCCCCCUCUUCCUCCUCUGGGCAUUUCUAUUUUCCUCUUUCCUUUUUUUUUUCUUUGUUAGCAGUUUGGCUCCCCUCCCAGCGAUCACGACGAUAUGUUAUGGACCCCAUGGCCGACGUAUGUCCCUUCGGUCCUGUUCGUCUGUGCCCUGCUGGCCUGGUGGUUUGUUGAGCCCAAGACUGCCCACCUGAAUCUGAUAGUCGUCGUCGGCUGCGUCCUCUUCUACUGGGCCGUCGCUCCCGAGCUGGCCCAGGCUACUCCCUACCAAAUCUACCAGUUCGCUAUCUGCGCCGUCAAAGCCCUCCGCCUCGACGUCCUGGUCCAGUAUCAUGCCAAUAUGCUCGUGACAGGUCUCGCUAUCGUCUGGCUCGCCCAUCGCGCCGUGCAAACGCUGAGGAAGUCCGUCAACGAACUAAUUGGCGUCCUCGGCGUCGAAGUUCCCGACGCUCCCAAAGUCUCGCUUGCUGGCAUCCGCUCCGACGCCGCCACUCUUAAUUGGACGCCUCCCGAGGGUGCUCGGCCCGUGGCCAAGUUCACCAUACAGGUCAACGGCGUGAACGUCGGCGAUUCCGCGAAUCAGGAGACGGCUAUCACCGUCACCGGCUUGAAGCCGAACCAUUUCUACAACAUCCGAGUCAUCGCUGUCGGCUAUAAUAACUUCCAAGCGCCUAGCCGCGUCGUACGGUUACGGACCUAUGCAAGGGAUGGUCGUCCUCAGCUCGGCGAUGGCCGUCUGCCGGCUAGUUUUGUCCCCGAGCAGCAGCAUCUUGCGAUGCCCAGUGACCACGCAGACGAAGAGGGAGGAUCGAGAAGUCCUGCCGCCGGCGUCGAGGCCGCCUCCGUUGCGGAACCAUCCGGCUUAACCGCACAAGCCAGCUCCGGUGCUCUCUCAGGGACUAGACGAAAUACGUUAACGAGGAAACAUUCCCCCUCUACGGCGAGCAUGGAUCCGCCGGCGAGGGACGUUUUGGACAAGGACUCAGAGGGUUCGUUACAGGAACUAGGGGAGAGAUUUGAGAGCAUCCGGCGGGAGAUUGACGAAACCCAGUCACAGAUCGCCAAAGAUGAAAAGGAGCACAAGGAGCUGAUGGACGAACUGGCCGAGGAGAAAAAGAUAAAAAAGCGCAUGCUGAAGGAGAAGGACGACACCACAGAAAAGUUGAAGAGAGAGGCGGGCACGACGGAGAGGGCCAUGAGGAGCGCUCAACAGCGAAAGACGCAAAAAGAAAAGCUGCUGAGGGAGAAGCGGGCGGAGCGGCAGAAGCUCCACGACGAGAUAGCUAAGUGGGACAAGGAUAUAGCUUCGAUGGCCAAGCGCCAGAACGGGUUCGAGAAGGAUAGAAAUGCCUGCCAAAGAGAGGGCGAUCUGCGAGCUGAAGAACUGCGUGCCGAAAUAGCACAAACGCAGGCUAGUCUCGCUCAAGAAGAGGUUGAGCUUAGGGAGAAGAGCAGGGAGUUGAAGGAGGCCGAGGAGCAGCGGAAAAAGCUUCCCGGUGGUGAAGAGAGCGAGGAACGGCGCGAGACGGACCGCCAGAUUCGAAGGGAUUGGGAAGUGAGGGCCAAGGAGCUGCAACGACAUCUCUUCGCUGCAAACAAGAAACUUCGGAUGGUCAACGACUACGGGAAUGUGUUGCAGACCCAGCUGACGGCAGCGCAACAAUCCGGCCUUCCCUUCAUGUACAACCAGGCAAAUUCGUCCGGAGUCGAGUUCGAUCUCUCGUCUCAAAACCAACUCAAGCGACGAAGCCGGAAUAGCAACUCGCUUUCCAAUGUUGUCAUUCCGUCGCCGAUCCAGUCAUUUUCGAUUUUAGACCGACCGUAUGGACCAUCGACCUUCGGGCCCUCUCGUCCGCCGACUAUCCCGCCCGGUUUCGCUCCGGGGCCUUACAUGGAACACAAGUCAGACUUUGCUGCUAACCACCUCGAUGACGACCUUAUGCGACAUCCCGCUACCGGGGCGCCGCUAAGCCCUACGGCAGCGGCCCUUCUCCCCGCCGGUAUGCUCGAUGAUUUUAUAGGCGACGAACCACCGAGUCCCAACUCCCGGCGACCGAGACAUAACACGUUUGGGUCGGCAUUUUCCCACGACAACGACCCUCAGUCACCAGCAUCCUCGGCUAGAUCUCUCAGCAUCUUCUCCAGUCCUCAAGGCUCCUCUCAACACUUGCCCUUCUCACAGUAUACGGGCGAGAACAGCGAGCGUCGCUCGCUCAAGGGGAUUCGGGGGGAUCUCGGUACCUCGUCGCCGAUCCCCCCUCCGAGUCAGGCCGUAAACAUAAACAGGCGAAGCUUCUUACCUUGGCUCCACCGCGGCCCUAAGGCUCCUGACGAACCGCCUGCCCUAGGGACUCUAAAACCCGGCCAGACUCAAUCACUGCCACGACCAUCCGAAGAUCUCGAGGCUAUGCCAAGCAAGAGGCGGAUAAGCUUCUCUACCGGCUGGAACAUGUUCAACCGGAACUCGGUCGGGCCGGAAAUUUCAGUCAUAGGUAGCCCUGACGCGAGUCGUAUACUCCCGCACCAGCCGGGCCUUGUCGCGAAUCCCAACAGUCUCGGGGGCAACGUUUUCCCCGAGCGGGGUCCGAGCAGCCCUCGGCCUGUUUCCAUCGCAUCGUCCGAAUUCACCCGGCCGUCGACGGAGAGCGGCUCCAUAUGGAAUCGAAUCCCGCAACCGAAUCGACUCUGGGCAGCAGAUGACAACCCGUGGGCACCCUCACGAAAUCCGUCAAGGAGGCAGUCCAUCCACGGCUCUCCUUCUGCGUUGAAGACCACCCUAGCUGACGCGGACGACGAAAUCCUGGACGACGCUGAGCUGCUACACGCAUCACCUAGCCAGGUGGGGGUUAUUGGGACUAAGCCUCUAUCCAAGACAUUAAGCCAACGUCUUAAUCCCACUGCGCCAAGCUUCAUGGCAGGCCUGUUCCGCGCCAAACCGGACAGGGAGAAGGAGACGGAGAGGGAGAGCCGAGAGCCGAAGGACAAGGCCAGUAAGAUGAAGGCUAAGGAGAUGGAGUUGGCUAAAGAGAGGCCGCGGGUCUCGCUUUCAUCCGUAUCCGAGGUAGUGACCCCUCCCCCCGACGACUCGCCGUCGGAUUCCCGCAAGUCACGCGACGCCUUUUCGAUCGGCACGCCGUCGGUCACGGAAUCGCGCGAGUCGCUUACGCUCGACCAGGCCCCCUCCAACACGCCGUCAGAACACGCAGCAGCCGGGUUGGGGUUAAAGGAACAGGAGAGCGGCCUCAGAAAGCUGCUUCGUAAAGGAAGCUCUUCCAAAUUUAGCUUCACUUCGGUACGCGGUCUCGGGGGCAAGAAGGGACCUAGCAGCGUAGCCAACUCGGACAAGAACGCCUCCGCGGAACGCAGCAGCUUCGACGAGUACGCUGAGGAGGGCGGAGGGACUAUCACCAACGUGGCGCCUGGACGUAGCUUCGAGAGCUUUCAUAGUAGUCCGUCCCUGGGCCCGUCCAGUACCGCCGGCAGGCACCCGAAGGACAAGGCAGUCAGCUGGGGUUCCCGGUUUGCCAUCAAGAAGAAGCCGGGAAAAGAAAAGGAUAGCUUGGACAUCGAAAGAGAAGAUUUAGCGGCAGACAUUCCCUCUCCAGCAGAGAGGUAGCUUGGAUUCAUAGACAAUUUUGUAGUCUUAGCUAGCUAGCAUACCUACCGUAGCGGGCUCCGGCGACAGGAUCUUGGUUGGGAACGAUAGCAAUUUAGGAGAACCCGGCCCAGACCAUGGCCGCAAUUAACACGAACACACAGCUGCA